UCUGGCCCCUGUCCGAGCAUGAAUUUUCCCUGGAAAAUUCAACUCCCCCAUCCCCACGAUACACACACUUCGACAGACUAUAUAUACCACCGUCUCCAGCAAUACAAAGCAUCAGCACUUCCUCCCGCAUCUCCGCCACUUUUCCCUGGAAAAAAACCCAGAAAAUUUUCUCGCUCCUUUUUCCCUGAGGAAGGAAAGAAAGAGAGGGAGAAAAGAAUCAAGAGAAACCAUCACCAUUCACCAUCCCAGCAUCCAUGGCCGACAAGAACCAGAGCCAGUACCACCCCGCGGAGGUGAACGGGUACAACCGCAGCGACCAGGAGUCGCUCCAGGAGGUCGAGGAGGCUAGGCGCAAGAAGAAGAUGAAGUGGACCAUCGGCAUCAUCGCCUUCGUCAUCUUCCAGGUAGUCCAGGCCCUCUUCUUCAUCCUGGUAAUCAUGAAAUUCAAGUCCCCCAAGUUCAGGAUCGCCGAGGUCGACAUCCAGAACCUGACCGCGGGGACUCAGGCCUCGCCCUCGUUCGACAUGACCUUCCACGCCCCGAUCCGGGUCAAGAACACCAACUGGGGUCCCUUCAAGUACGGUGCUUCUACUGUCAACUUCACCUAUGAAGGUGCCCAAGUGGGACAAGCGAUCAUUCCCAAGAGCAAGGCCAACUUCAAGUCCACCAAGAAGAUCAACGUGGACGUGACUGUGAGCUCCACUAGUUUGUCCGCCGAUCUUAAGUCGACUUUGGGGAACCAAUUGGGCUCGAGCGUCAUCACAUUGAAAAGCCAGGGCGAGCUUAAUGGAAAGAUCACGGUUAUGUUCAUGUUCAAGAAGAAGAAAACCUCCCGAAUGAAUUGCACCAUGGAGAUCAAUACCUCGACAAAGACGGUCCAAUCCUUGCAUUGCGACUGAGGCUGUCGAGAGUUGAGAGGGUGGUUCUCGGUCUAGAGCGCUUGUAUGCCUUCGCUUAUUAUAUGGUUCCGUAUGCUACAGAAUCAUAUGCAUACUCUAGUUUUCGGGGUGUUUCUUCUUUAACCCUUUUGGCUAAGUAAUGAUGUAUCCUUUUUUUUUUUUUUUGGGUGAUUUUACGUACGAUCCAAUUUAUUAUUGCGCAUU
Molecule: messenger RNA, 1103 nt
Organism: Rhodamnia argentea
Lineage: Eukaryota; Viridiplantae; Streptophyta; Magnoliopsida; Myrtales; Myrtaceae
Exons: 1
Coding region: 255-899 (214 amino acids)
Source: RefSeq, a predicted model, not a curated record